Molecule: messenger RNA, 523 nt
Organism: Stylophora pistillata
Lineage: Eukaryota; Metazoa; Cnidaria; Anthozoa; Scleractinia; Pocilloporidae
Product: small ribosomal subunit protein uS12
Biological process (GO): translation
Cellular component (GO): small ribosomal subunit; ribosome
Molecular function (GO): structural constituent of ribosome
Source: RefSeq, a predicted model, not a curated record
AUAAAUCCGCGCGGUGCACUGUGGAUCGUCCUUUUCGGUUGUUCUCGGUGUUAGAACAUGGGUAAGCCAAGAGGUUUAAGGACCGCUCGUAAACUCAGAAACCAUCGCCGUGACCAAAGAUGGCACGAUAAAGGAUACAAGAAGGCGCAUUUGGGAACAGCUCUAAAGGCUAACCCUUUUGGUGGCGCCUCUCACGCCAAGGGAAUUGUUCUCGAGAAAGUGGGAGUCGAAGCCAAGCAGCCGAACUCUGCUAUUCGAAAGUGUGUUCGUGUACAGCUCAUUAAGAAUGGAAAGAAGAUCACUGCUUUUGUGCCAAAUGAUGGCUGCCUUAAUUUCAUUGAAGAAAACGAUGAAGUUCUAAUCUCUGGUUUUGGCAGAAGAGGUCAUGCUGUUGGUGAUAUUCCUGGUGUGAGGUUUAAGGUUGUAAAGGUUGCUAAUGUUUCACUUCUUGCUCUUUUCAAAGAGAAGAAGGAACGGCCUCGAUCCUAAAUGAUGCUGUAACGACAAUAAAAAUGUAACUUGC